CGCUACUGCCUAGCACGUAUUACCACGUAUACACAUAUAUGAGUGGGGAAGGUGUUGUCACCGUCCAGCUCGCACCUCACCACUUCCCCUCACCACUUCCCCUCACCGCAACGCCACCAACAUCUCAGCAAACACAUCCUCAAACGCUACCAUAAUGGUCAAGACGAUUUUCGGAGGAUUUCCCCUCUCAGACCAAGGAUACUUCAAAACCCAAGAAGUGCGCGCUGAGGUCAUUGACAUCCUAAUCAAGAACGGCAUCAAGAACAUUGACACAGCACGCAUAUACCCCGGAUCUCAGGAUGCCAUUGGCAAGCUCGAGAAGCGCAAGCAAUUCACCAUCGAUACCAAGCUGCCUGGCGGCUUCGCUCCCGGCACCGCCACAAAGGAAAAUGUCAUCAAGGACGCCCAAGACUCGCUGGACACCGUGAACAUUGAGCAAUUCGACAUCCUCUACAUCCACGCCCCAGACCCAUCGAUUCCCUUCGAGGAAACCCUCGAGGGAAUUAACGAAGUCUAUAAAAAAGGCAUCUUUCGCCGCUUUGGUCUGAGCAACUUUUCCGCCGAGCAGGUACAGCAAGUCUACGACAUUGCAAAGGCAAAGGGAUACCCUCUGCCAUCUGUCUACCAAGGAAACUACAACCCCGUCGCACGCCACCUCGAGACGCAGCUCUUCCCCCUGCUACGCAAGCUGGGCAUCCACUUUUAUGCCUACUCGCCUCUCGCCGGCGGUUUCUUAACCAAGACACCCGCAGACCUCGACGUCGGCGCAGGCCGCUUCAACAAGGAGACCCUAGGCGGCCUCUACAGCACGCUCUACAACAAGGAACCUAUACGCAAUGCGCUAUCCAAAUGGAACGAUCUCGCCGAAAAGGAAGGCGUCUCCAAAGCCGAGCUUGCAUACCGAUGGGUUGCGUUUCACAGCGCGCUGCAGAGCGAUGACGACGCUGUCGUCUUUGGAGCUAGCAAGCUGCCGCAGGUGGAGCAGACGGCCCAGUGGCUCAAGAAGGGAAAGCUGAGCAGUGAGGCGGUCAAGGGGAUUGAUGAGAUUUGGGAGAGCGUCAAGGAAGUUGCGCCUGUGGAUAAUUACCACAGCAGGGGGUAAAGUGUGACGUUGCAUGAAGCAAUGGGAGAAAAGAAACUCCGAGGCAUGUGGGGAUUUUGCAUGGUCUUGGUGGCGAUAUAACGUUAGCAUCAUAGACGCCAGAAUAGUAAAUGUCAGCAAUAAACUUGU
Molecule: messenger RNA, 1231 nt
Organism: Bipolaris sorokiniana ND90Pr
Lineage: Eukaryota; Fungi; Ascomycota; Dothideomycetes; Pleosporales; Pleosporaceae
Exons: 1
Coding region: 155-1102 (315 amino acids)
Molecular function (GO): oxidoreductase activity
Source: RefSeq, a predicted model, not a curated record